Paramecium tetraurelia is the source of this 318-nucleotide messenger RNA. RefSeq lists its product as uncharacterized. The transcript is spliced from 2 exons. The record is from RefSeq and is a predicted model, not a curated record. Lineage: Eukaryota; Ciliophora; Oligohymenophorea; Peniculida; Parameciidae.
AUGAGUCUUACCAAGCCGAUAAAAGAAUAUAGAUUGAUUUAACUAUAGAAUAGUCUUUAUAAAAAGAAAUUUGAGUACAAAAAUAAAGAUAAAUUUCUGAAGAUUUUAAGAAUUUCAAUAUCUGACGAGCAUAUUUUGAAAAUAACCAAUUUCGAGAUUGACAACUUAAAUACAUUAGAAAUACCAGCUGAAUCAUCCAUAACGAUUCACAUUACUUUAUAAGCAUCUAAGAAUUCAAAUGUGUAUAUGAAAUUUAUUAGGUAUGAUACCGACCAAAUCGAGGAGGAGUUACUGUUCAAAAUAGAUUUAAAAUAAUGA